GCUUGGCGGGAACCGAGUCCCUUCCGUCCCCUCUCCUCGCCGCCGUGACGUUGGCUCGCUUCAAUUCCGCCAUGGUUGUUCACAAUCUCCCGCCUCCUUACUCAGCAUCACCAGCACUUCUUCCACGUCCAUCCCCCACGUCCAUGGAUUGCAACAAGAAGAAGAAACGGAAGAGCACCACCGGUGCUUCCAGCAGCAGCAGCAGCAGAGCCACGGCAGCCGCCGGCAUGACCAUCGGCAGCGAACCAGAUAUCAAAGCAAGCAGCCGCAGCAAGAAUAACAUUAACGACGACGAGGAGAGAGGAGCUGGAGCUUUCUCAGACAUCGAAGAUUAUGGCGAAGAAGAAGCCGUUAGAAUUAGGGCAUCUUUGUUGGAGUGGUACGACCGCAAUCAGAGGGUUCUUCCCUGGAGGACGACGACGGCGGCGGUGAAGACAGACACAUUUUCACUCAACGGCGACCACAGCGGCCAUGACGAACAGGGGGAUUUUGAAACAAGGGCUUAUGCCGUAUGGGUUUCUGAAGUUAUGCUUCAGCAGACCAGGGUCCGAACCGUGAUCGACUAUUACAACCGAUGGAUGCUUAAAUGGCCUACUAUUCAACACCUUGCCAAGGCUUCUCUCGAGGAGGUAAAUGAGAUGUGGGCAGGUUUGGGUUAUUACCGACGUGCACGUUUUCUUUUAAAGGGAGCAAAGAUGAUUGUUGAAGGAGCUGAGUUUCCUAGAACAGUCUCAACUCUUCAGGAGGUUCCAGGAAUAGGAAGGUAUACUGCUGGUGCAAUUGCCUCAAUAGUAUUCAAUGAGGCAGUGCCCGUGGUCGAUGGGAAUGUAGUUAGGGUAAUUGCCAGACUAAAGGCUAUUUCUGCAAAUCCAAAAAGUUCAGCAACAGUGGAGAAAUUCUGGAAACUAGCAGGGCAACUAGUUGACCCCUGCAGGCCUGGAGAUUUUAACCAGGCUCUCAUGGAACUAGGAGCAAUCAUAUGCACAAAAUUGAGCCCAAGCUGCUCUACAUGUCCUCUUGCAAGUCAGUGUUGCGCACUGUCAGCCUGCAAAGAGUCUAAAUCAGCAGUAGUUACAGAUUAUCCUGUAAAGGUGAUAAAGGCAAAAAAGAGGCAUGAUUAUUCCGCUGUUUGUGUUGUAGAGAUCUUGGAAGGCCAUGAGAUACUGGAGGGACCUCAAUCUGAAAGUAGAUUUCUUAUUUUAAAGAGGCCAGAUGAAGGUUUGCUUGCUGGCCUCUGGGAGUUCCCAUCUGUCCUGUUAGAUGGAGAAGCUGACUUGGCCACGAGGAGAAAAGUAAUUGACUUUUUUCUAAAGAAGUCAUUUAAUCUUGACACAAACAACUACAGCAUAAUUUUGAGGGAAGAUAUUGGAGUAUAUGUCCAUGUUUUCACUCACAUACGUCUCAAGAUGUAUGUUGAGUUCUUGGUUUUACAUAUUAAAGGUGGGAUGAAUGCCUUGCAUGGAAAAUUGGAUGAAGAAACUAUGGCUUGGAAAUGUGUUGACAGCAAUGCUCUUUCAAGCAUGGGGUUAACAUCUGGAGUAAAAAAGGUUUACACUAUGAUCAAGAAAUUUAAGCAGAGUACCCUUAGAUUUAAUCCCCACCAAAAGCUAGGAAAAAGAAAGGAACUUCGAGCAAAUAAAAAUUCAGAUCUCAACUUUGUUGCAUGAACUACAAUGGAGGUUAGUUCUUGCGGUCAAUCAACAAGUGCAGUUUGUGGAGCAUGGUUUUCUAGCUCUUCCAACGUGCAGGUUUCAAGCAAAGCCUAAAGUUUGUUAAGAUCGUAUUUAUGAAUUUGAUUGUCUGAGGUACAAAGUCCUGAGUGUAUUUCAAGAAAAUAUGAAUGCAUUGAGAAUGCAGAAAGAAUUGAAAAAGAAAGAAAAGUGAUCCACAAAUUGCCUCCUUGGAUUUAUAUUGAACCCCUGGACCUUUUCUGUAGUGUUCUUUUUUAAGGGAUUGCCCAUGGUCUGGGGAUGGGGCUAUCUGCAUUUUUAUUUACUUAUUUAUUUUUGGUCUAAUGGCUUCCAAAUAUCUCUGAAAAAUAUUUUGUUUUGUAAUUUUAAGUAUCCCAGCAAAAA
Malania oleifera is the source of this 2075-nucleotide messenger RNA. RefSeq names its product adenine DNA glycosylase. The record is from RefSeq and is a predicted model, not a curated record. Gene Ontology annotation, molecular function: adenine/guanine mispair binding; purine-specific mismatch base pair DNA N-glycosylase activity; oxidized purine DNA binding. Gene Ontology annotation, cellular component: nucleus. The transcript is spliced from 7 exons. NCBI's taxonomy places the organism in Eukaryota, Viridiplantae, Streptophyta, Magnoliopsida, Santalales, Ximeniaceae. Gene Ontology annotation, biological process: mismatch repair; base-excision repair. The coding region runs from base 72 to 1667 and encodes 531 amino acids.